AUAGAAAAGGAAACCAAAAAGUUUGAGGAAUUCUUGAGAAAAUCUUUCAGAAAUAAGAUUUUUACAAAAGGAAAGGACAUGCAAAAUAUUAUUGAGAUGUAGCAAGUAAGAGGAAGAGAGAGAGGAAACAGAACAAAUAUCGUGGAUGAGAAAAAUUGUACUUGUAGAUGCCAACAUGAUCGAUGCCCUCAUAGUCAGUAACGAUGCUCAAGCUAGAGAUCAUUAUAUGAUGGCUGAUGAAGAUUUUUAUCAGAAUUCGGGUUUCAAUUGGGAUCUUACAGUUGUGAAUCAGUCUUAUCAGUGGGUUGAGGGAGCAAUUGUGUUUAGGCCUGAGUUAAGGAACUGGCAAUCUGCGGUUAGAGACAGCUUGUUGGAGGCUGGCAUUGAUCCCUAUAAUGGGUUCAAUUUGGAUCAUGUCGUGGGGACUAAGAUUGGUGGUUCCACUUUUGAUAGUCUAGGGAGAAGACAUAGUGCUGUUGAUCUUCUUAGUUAUGCCAAAGCUUCGAAUAUUAGAGUUGGCAUUUACGCAAGUGUUGAGAGGGUAUUGUUAGCAUCUUCUUCUACAAGUUCAGAGUCCAGACAGUCGGCAAUUGGCUUGGUUUAUCGUGACCAAAUGGGAGGAUAUCACCAUGCGAUGGUGAGGGAACACGGUGAGGUUAUACUCUGUGCUGGUGCCAUUGGAAGUCCUCAGUUGUUGCUGUUAAGUGGAAUCGGUCCACGUCCUUACCGCGCAUCAUGGGGAAUUCCAGUUGCUUAUCAUCAUCCCUAUGUGGGUGAAUACCUCUAUGAUAACCCCAGAAAUGUCAUCUCAAUUUUACCUUCAGUUCCACUAGAACACUCAUUGAUACAAGUGGUUGGGAUGACUGAAAUGGGAGCUUAUAUUGAAGCAUCUUCCAGUGUGAUUCCUUUUGCAUCCUCUGGUUCCUCUGCUUUUGCAGCCACAUCAUUCUCACCACUUUUUCUCACCGUGACCACACUCAUAGAGAAGAUUGUUGGCCCCUCAUCAGGUUCACUCAACCUGGCUUCGACAGAUGUGAGAGAGAAUCCCAUUGUUCAAUUCAAUUACUUCAGUAAUCUAGUGGAUGUGGAAAGGCACGUGAAUGAGACUCGAAAGACUGGGGAUCUUCUGAGAAGUCGGUCCAUGGAGGAUUUCAAGCUGGUGAAUGGUGAGGAGGACGAAAUUUCAGGUUUGUUGGGUAUUCAUACUGCAGAUCAAUCAGAUAAUGCGCAGAUGGCAGGUUUCCGUCGCCAGACUGUAAACACCAUAUGGCAUUAUCAUGGACUGUAAUAUUGACAAAUAUAAGGUCCACCUUGUUGCCAAAGGGUUUAAUCAACAACCAUGAAUUGAUUGAUUAUCUUCAAACUUUUAGUCUAACUAUUGAGGCUACCACCAUAUGCCCUAUGUUUGUCCUAACCUCCUCAUUUCAGUAACCUCUUCAACAAUUCGAUGUCUUGAAUAUAUUCUCGCAUGGGCAAUCUUGAGGAGGAA
This is a messenger RNA of Carica papaya (papaya), 1489 nucleotides long. The record is from RefSeq and is a predicted model, not a curated record. NCBI's taxonomy places the organism in Eukaryota, Viridiplantae, Streptophyta, Magnoliopsida, Brassicales, Caricaceae.